AAAGAAUUACUUUAUAUAUUUUCAAGUCACUCGCGCUAUGUAAACACUCCAUCGUUUAUCUUCUGAACAAAGUGAUCUUGAUUCUUGUCCCUACCAGUUUAUGUUGAACAGCUGUGAUAUGAGUUUACGACAUAAUAUUCCAAUCAAACCGCGACCAAAAUGAAUGCGUUGUGUGUGUGUUCCGUGAUUCUGUGCUUAAUCUCUGUGUGUUUGAAUAUUUGUAGUUGUGAAUCGGAUACGUCGCCCAAAAUAAUUAUAGACAACGACGCGGGCGGGGACGAUGCUAUGGCAAUAUUUUUAGCAUUGCUGUACGAGAAGCACUUUAAUGGAUCAAAACUAAUCGGUUUAACGACAGGAAAUGGAAACACGAAUGAGGACAACGUUUGUCGAAACAACCAGCGAAUACUCAAAGUAGCUAAAAGGCAAGAUGUCCCUAUAUACAGAGGAAGCAAAGAAUCCAUGGUUAUAACUCCUGCUGCUGGAAACUAUUAUGGUAAAGAUGGUUUGGGCGACUCUGGCGAAGUGCUCUCAGGUCUUGUUGAACCAAAAGAGCUUGAUGCAGUCUCCGCUUUAAUAGAACUAUCGAAAACUCAUGAAGGUCAAUUAACUGUGAUAACGCUCGGAGCGCUUACAAACGUUGCGAUGGCUUUAAAAUUGGACCCCAAUUUCUUGAAUCGAUUAUCUCAGCUAUACAUCGGUGCUGGACACAUUCAUGAUGAAGAAAUCCCAAACCCAGAGUUUAAUGCACAAAUGGACGUGGAAGCUUACCACGUGGUAGCCCAGCAUGCGACACCUGAUAAAGUGACCGUUUUUCCCUUCUCACAAACUAUGCGCUAUUUGAACUUUAGUCUGGAAUGGAGAGAACAAGUAUUAGGAGCAAUAAACACUGAUAUAAUCAAAGCACAAAAUCUGUAUGAAAAAGUUUCACUGAAAAGAGGUGACCGGUGGCAGGCGCUUGACCCAGCCACUGUGGCCAUCGCCCUUAAGCCCGAGCUGGUGGAUGAGUACAAGUACUCUAAGAACGAUAUUACGUUAUGCGGUAGUAAACGAGGAAUCAACACCAACGAGUUUGUGGAUAAAAAGGAUGCUAACGUUAGGAUUGCUUAUUCUGUAAAAACGGAAGAAUAUAGACAAUUUCUAUUAGAACUUUUUGCUCUUGAAUAGUUCUAAAAUAGUUAGCUUAGCUUGAUGUUCUUGAUAUUGGUGAAAUUCAUUAAAAAAAUAAAAUCAU
Maniola jurtina (meadow brown) is the source of this 1231-nucleotide messenger RNA. RefSeq names its product inosine-uridine preferring nucleoside hydrolase-like. NCBI's taxonomy places the organism in Eukaryota, Metazoa, Arthropoda, Insecta, Lepidoptera, Nymphalidae. The coding region runs from base 160 to 1164 and encodes 334 amino acids. The transcript is spliced from 8 exons. The record is from RefSeq and is a predicted model, not a curated record. Gene Ontology annotation, molecular function: hydrolase activity, hydrolyzing N-glycosyl compounds.